Messenger RNA from Lineus longissimus, 2595 nucleotides. Its product is annotated as centriolar and ciliogenesis-associated protein HYLS1-like. The coding region runs from base 139 to 1146 and encodes 335 amino acids. The transcript is spliced from 7 exons. Gene Ontology annotation, cellular component: non-motile cilium; centriole. Gene Ontology annotation, biological process: cilium assembly. The record is from RefSeq and is a predicted model, not a curated record. Lineage: Eukaryota; Metazoa; Nemertea; Pilidiophora; Heteronemertea; Lineidae.
AGCAAAAGUCCGUAAAGAAAUUUCAUUUUAAAAUUUUUGUAUUUUUUACAACAAAUCGUCGAUUUAAGUCCACUUCCAAAUCACCAAUCAUUUGUUUGAAUACAAAAAAUUCAAGCUUUAUUUUGCAAGAUCUUGAAGAUGCAGGCCAGUACAGAUUAUGAUUUCACAGAGGAGGAGAUUCGCACCCAACUUGAGAAAUUGGGUUAUUACAACAUCCCAGAUCACAGGCUGAAGGAAUUCAAGCAAGAUUUGGAUCAUGUCUUGAUCAGCAACCAAAGUGAUAUUGAGGCAGCAGCAGGUCGAACUUCAACAGGUUCAGUUGGGUCGAGGCGAUCACCUUUCCCUGAUAGUUCAAGUCACAUGCAGGGACACUCGGAUGUCAACUCAUCGUUUGAACACUCUAAGUUUGGCAAGGAAAACCAAGAUGUGCACAUCCAAGUGAUGGGCGUUGACCCGAGCAUGAGAAAACAACCCACCUGUACCUACUAUGAUGGUGGCCAGAUGAGAUCGAGAUCUGCUCCUGUCAGUCCAGCGAAGUCCACUGCCAGUACAGACACAGAUGGAGAGAGGAGGCUUAUCAAGAGAAAAGUCCUAAGAAAAAUUAAUGGUGAGUCGAUUAUAGACGAGUCCAUCCUAGACAGUGAUGCUGAUUUGUCAGGAUUACGCGAGAAGAUCCGCCAACUUCCUAUCGUCGAGGAUGACGCAAGAUCUGUCACAGAGAGCGAGAAUUCCAGAAUUGGGGGGUCCAAGUGGAGAGCCAGGCCAAUGACUGCACCAGCUCGAGAUAUUCUCAGGGAGUCGAGAAUGUCAUAUGAAGAUCCCAGUGCAAAGUCUGUAAUCUACCCAAUGGAAGUGCAACCGAAUGAGCGUAACAUCCGUCGAUGUGACCCAGUCAGCCGCUACCACCAGUUCCGGCAGAGUUGGGAUGCCCAGAAGGCGCCUGGUGAGAAGGCCCACAAGACGCUGAGGUGGAAUAUGAGGGAACACAUGCUCUAUCACGAUGAAGUCUUCAAGAAAGAACCUAAAAAUUUUAACCCCAAUACGUACGUUGUUCCAACAGAGAAGAAAAGAAAAGCACUUCGAUGGCAGAUUCGUGCAGACUUGGCUGCUGGUGUCAUGCCUUCUACUGGUUAUACUACCAGCUGAAUAUAACAGGAGAUAUCAAAGACAUUUCAUAGACUACCCACAGUCCUGCUUGUAAGGACUGCAGCAGUGCACAUGGCUGGGAGAUUUUUCUGCCAUUUCAUAAAUUAACAUCUCUACUCAUCAUCAUUGUCAUCAUCUUAGUGUCUUAUCACAUUUGUGAAUUUGCCGGUUUGUGUGAUUUUGUCAAAUUUUGCUGCUUGAAUGAAUGAUGUCAGAGUGGAUGUCUGUAAAAUAUGUACAUUCUGUGAGAACAUUGAGAAUUAGUCUCAGCAUUUGAGUUGGUGAAAGGAAUUCUAAAUGGAAAAUGGAAAAUGACGAUAUGUUUGUGUUUGCUUUUAAGUUGCUUCUAAGUAGAGGGGCAUAUUAUGAGAUAGAAACUCGAGUUCCCAAAAUUGUUGCACUUGUUCUAAAACUGCCAAGUUGUACAAUAUUAUUCCAGUUAAAAUACCAUGACAUUCCAAAUACUAUUAUGAGAGAACAUUGUUGUAUCAAACGAAGCUACUACAUAUGCAUUUACAAUUAAUUCUACACAGUGAAUAAUGGUAUCUGUUUACCUUUGAAAAAUAUGUGCUUUGAAAGGAAAUUAUGACAUAAAAGAUGUGGAAAGAAGACUUGUUCAUUUUGAGGGACAUAAUAAGCAUUGCACAAACAAACAAUUUUUGUCACUGUGAUUAUAAUCGCUUCUCUGUCGGACAAAUAUUUACUCAUCAACCGGUAAAAUGGAUUGCUUGGUUUGAUUGUGAGAUUUUUGUCGCAGGUUUGUCAUGAUCAUGAUCGCAGGUUGUAGCAUCAAAAAUCGCUAUAUAUAAAGGAUCCCUCUGUAAUGUUUUUAGCGGUGUGUUUUGCUGAGCAGCUGGUCUGCUGACUGUAUAUUGUUUAUUUUUUAAUGAUUUAAUGUGCACAAGAUAGCCAGAAUACAUGGACUAGUUAUCACGAAAGGUAAUAUAUAUGCUGGUACUUUUGAUCUUGAAUAAUUACCAGAAUUAAUCAAAUAUUCACCCAUUGCCACAUCGUGUACAUAAGACUAGUAUGUGCAUGUAGCAGAAAUGUGGUAAAUAAUUAUUUUUUAAGGGUUGUUCAAGAACAAAAGUGUGAGUGUGGAACAUGGAUGUAUAAUGCCUGCUAAAAUACUAUUCUCUUUAGAAAUUUGGUCCCAAUCCGUGUAUGUAUAUUGCUGUUGCAUGUCGAAAGAACAUACAAUAUAAGAAUGAAAGUGCAGGUUUACCAAAAUUUUUGUUGAUAUCUAUUGUCUGAUUGUACUUUUUGAACCUUCACCUUUGAGAAACUUGUAAUACAAUUGUCUUGGUUACAGAAAUUCUAUGUUGUGUAGAGGGAUAUCAGCUCGCUUAUGGAUAAUUUUAUCAUGAUGUAAUUUUAGUUGACAGUUGGAUUGAUUCCACUUGUUAUGGUCAUAUUUUAUACCUGUAGUGAAGUGCAGGAGCAAAUAAA